This is a messenger RNA of Acipenser ruthenus (sterlet), 5062 nucleotides long. RefSeq names its product lysine-specific demethylase 4B. Gene Ontology annotation, cellular component: nucleus. The coding region runs from base 133 to 3432 and encodes 1099 amino acids. Gene Ontology annotation, molecular function: histone H3K9 demethylase activity. The transcript has 23 exons. The record is from RefSeq and is a predicted model, not a curated record. NCBI's taxonomy places the organism in Eukaryota, Metazoa, Chordata, Actinopteri, Acipenseriformes, Acipenseridae. Gene Ontology annotation, biological process: chromatin remodeling.
CACCGUCCAAUCAAGCAAGUGAAUGGCUCGUGUGGGCGUGACCCCGUGCCCUCGGUGGUAAACUGGCCGAUAAUCGUUCGGCUGGGUUUGUAAAGGGAAGAGAAAUAUCUUAAAAUAAGAAAGAAAGAGAACAUGGGAGACGACCGGAGCAAAGUGGGAGGACCGGCUGUAGGCGUGGUCUCAGAGAUCCCCAACCCCAACACCCAGAAUCCGGGCUGCAAGAUCAUGACGUUCCGGCCCACCAUGGAGGAGUUCCGGGAUUUCGACAAAUACAUGGCGUACAUCGAGUCCCAGGGAGCACACCGAGCGGGGCUGGCCAAGGUAAUCCCUCCCAAGGAGUGGAGGCCACGGCAGUCGUACGAGUCGAUCGAUGAGAUGGUGAUCCCUGCGCCCAUCAUGCAGGUGGUGACGGGUCAGUCCGGGCUCUUCACACAGUACAACAUCCAGAAGAAACCUGUGACUGUGGGGGAAUACCGCAAGCUGGCGAACAGUGACAAGUAUUGCCCCCCUCGGCACCAGGACUUUGAGGAUCUGGAGAGGAAAUACUGGAAGAACCUGACCUUUGUGUCCCCCAUCUAUGGUGCCGACAUCAGCGGAUCUCUGUACGACAAAGGCAUCCGGGAGUGGAACAUCAGCAAGCUGAACACGCUGCUGGACAUGGUGGAGCAGGAGUGCGGCAUCGUGAUCGAGGGAGUCAACACCCCCUACCUGUACUUCGGAAUGUGGAAGACCACCUUCGCCUGGCACACAGAGGACAUGGAUCUCUACAGCAUCAACUACCUGCACUUCGGAGAGCCCAAGUCCUGGUAUGCAAUACCACCAGAGCAUGGGAAGAGACUGGAGCGACUGGCAAAAGGGUUUUUCCCGGGAAGCUCCCAGGGAUGUGACGCCUUCUUACGACACAAGAUGACCCUGAUCUCACCCUCCAUACUGAAGAAGUACGGGAUUCCUUUCGAUCGGAUCACACAGGAGGCUGGAGAGUUCAUGAUCACCUUUCCCUACGGGUACCACGCUGGCUUUAACCACGGCUUCAACUGCGCCGAGUCCACCAACUUUGCCACGCUGCGCUGGAUCGACUACGGCAAGAUGGCCACGCAGUGCACGUGCAGAAAGGACAUGGUGAAGAUCUCCAUGGACGUGUUUGUGAAGUGCCUGCAGCCCGAACGCUACGAGCAGUGGAAGCAGGGCAAGGACGUCACUGCCCUGGACCACCAGAAACCCACCGCCCUCAGCUGCCCUGAGCUGGAGGUCUGGAGGGAGAGGAGAGCCAAGAGGUUACGCAGGGCUAAGAGGAAGAGGAGAGAGGCUCGCAGGAAGAAGCUGGAGGAAGCCAAGCUGCUGGCAGAGGGGGGCGGGGCGACUGCAGAGGACCCUGCUGUCGAGAUGAAGACCGAGAUGAAGACCGAGAUCGAGGAACAAAAGAGCAAAGCGGCCGAGUGUGGAGAGGCACCUCUAGAGGGCGAAAAGAAGAAAAAGAAGAAAAGGAAGAAGAAGAAAAAGGAAGGGGAGGCGCAAGGAGGAGGGUUGCUGGCGGAUGUUGUCGGCCCUCCAGUAGCGGCAGGGUCUCUCAACGUGGCCUCCCCGAUCCAGACGCUGGCUCCCGAUCAAGAGGAAGACUUCAAACCCCGACCCAUCAUCCCCAUGCUGUACGUCGUUCCCCGCACUAAGAAGGUCGUCUUCGACAAGGAGCGCAUGUCCUGCCAGGAGGCCUUCGAGCAGUUUGCCAAGCGCAAGGUGCCCCGAGCCGUACCCCACCCUGAGGAGGGGGGCAUGAAGGAGGAGGAGCUCGACGAUACCGAGACACCACCCCUAGAGGACAGGGGCAUCCAGAAUAAAGUGGUUCUAGUUUUAAGCAAGCACAGAAUCAUGUCUCCACCCCCCCACUCGAAAGCGAAGACGAAGAUGGAGGUGAAGAAGAGCCGACGGCACCCGUUCAGCAAGCCCCCCAUGCGCUCUCCUAUCUCCGUCGUGAAGCAGGAGACCUCCAGCGACGAGGAAUGGUUGUCUUCGUUGGCGGGAGAGGAGGACCCGAGUGACCACGAGUCUGUGAGGACCGUGCUGUCUCACCUCUGGCAGAAUAAAUCCCACAACUUCCUGGCUGAGCGGCGGUUCAACGCGGCUGGGGCACUCAUUGAGCCUUACUGCGCCAUCUGUACUCUCUUCUACCCUUACGAACAGCCGGAGAAAGACCUGUCUCUCUCGGUGGACAGCUUGACCAUCCCAGUGUCCAAGUGCGGCACGAGGACCAAGCCGCUGAUCCCAGAAAUGUGCUUCACCUCUGGGGGUGAGAACACAGAGCCCCUGCCUUCCAGCUCCUCCAUCGGCGAGGACGGCACCAGCCUGCUCAUCUCCUGCUCCAAGUGCUGCUUGCAGGUCCAUGCCAGUUGUUAUGGAAUCCGGACUGAUCUGGUGAAAGAUGGCUGGACCUGUUCGCGCUGCACGGCCUGUGCCUGGACAGUGGAUUGCUGUUUGUGUAAUUUAAGAGGAGGUGCCCUUCAGAUGACAGUCGACAGGAGGUGGGUCCAUGUGAUCUGUGCAAUAGCAGUUCCAGAGGCCCGCUUUGUGAACGUGAUCGAGAGGAACCCAGUGGACAUCAGUGCGAUCCCAGAGCAGAGGAAGAAACUGAAAUGUGUCUACUGUCAUAAAAAGACGAAGCGUGUGACCGGUGCCUGUAUACAGUGUUCCUUCAAGCAUUGCUCCACUUCCUUCCAUGUGACCUGCGCCCAUACUGCCGGGGUCCUCAUGGAGCCAGACGAUUGGCCCUACGUGGUGUCCAUCACUUGCCACAAGCACAAGGCCACCAAUCAGAACCUGAGCCAGGCGGCGAAGCAGGUCUCGUUAGGACAGACUGUGAUCGGCAAGAACCGAAACGGCUUGUACUACAAGUGUCGUGUAAUCGGGACCGCCACACAGACCUUCUACGAGGUCAACUUUGAUGACGGCUCCUACAUCGACAACCUGUACCCUGAAAACGUCCUCAGUCGAGACUGCCUCCAGUACGGACCCCCGAGUGAGGGAGAGGUCAUUCAGAUCCAGUGGACGGACGGCAGUGUCUUCAGUGCCAGAUUCAUCACUGCCCACUUCAGCAACGUCUGUCAGGUGGAGUUUGAAGACGGAUCUCAGCUGACAGUGAAGCGCAGUGAUAUUCACACCGUCGAUGAGGAGCUGCCGAAGAAGGUUAAAUCCCGGCUGUCUCUGACGACCGGAGCCCUUCGGGAAGCUGUUUUCUCUGGGGAUGAGGUGCAGGCAGCCAAGCGGCCCCGUGUACCCAACCCCAGCCCCAGCCCCAGCCCCAGCCCUCGACCAGCAGAGGACUACACAAACUAUGUGACUUUCAUGGAGUCACUGCUUCAAGCACAAUACCAGCAGCAGCAGCAGCAGCAGCAACAACAACAACAGAAUCAACAGGGGAGCAGCCACUGCAUGUUUUAAACACCAAGGAGAAACUUGGCACACAAGCGAUUUCUCUUCUCCGCGGAAUGGAAACCGUGCAGGCCGGAGCAGCUUUUUCCAACCCAGCGCCCCGCACGGAAACUUCCGGUCCGAUCGAGAGAGACGGUGGCAUUUUUGUUUUUCCUGGACAGUCGGAAAACUAGUUUUGCAUCCUUGCACGUUGUACAGAAAUGUCAAUUUCAAGGGAGAGAGAGAGAGCGAGAGAAAGAAAGUCACAUUACCUCCGUUUCAACUAAAUGAAAGACGAGUUUGGAUGUACCGAUAGCUACAACUUGCUAUUUUAUUUUUUAUUUUUUUCAAACUCAUGAACUGUUCUCACAUACACACAGUUGUACAGCUUUAAAAUUAAUUCAAGUGCAGAUGCAGAUUGUUUUAUUGUUUAUGUAAAAUCACAAACAGUAUAAAAAAAAGAUGUAUUUAUAAAAACUAAGAUGAUACAAUACUUAGAAGAAUCACAUUUUGGUUAAAUAUCUACAUUGGUGCUCCUCAAUGAGGGAGUACAUGGUGUUUUUUUUUUUUUUUUUAAAUAUAUAUCCCCAUCCCCAGUUCAUGGUAAAGUAGUUCAUUUUUUUUUUUUUUUUUUUAUGUGCUCUUAAAUUAUUGAUUUUCUUUCUUUUUAUCCCCUUCAGUUGUUGGUAGGAAUCAUUUGAAUAUAUGAAUAUAUUUUUGGUAGAGUGUUGACCCUUUUGAAAGAGCCGUUCUCUUGUUGGCAUGGAAAUGGAUUUCGUACUGUCAUGCAAAGAUUUAAGAAGAACAAUUUUCUAUUUAUUAUUGAGCCAUUUUCACAAGAAGUGCUAAAUACCCACAGACGACAGACUACUGCUGCUGAAAAUAACCGUCAUGUCUUAUCUAAAUACAAAUACCUUUUGUGAAGUACGUUCAGGAAACAAGUGGGGGGGUUUGUUUUGGCAGUUUUAAAAACAAAAGGGUAGAGCAUUACUGUGCCUGCACAGCAGUUGGGUAGCACUGAACAAAGUCGGUUGAAACAUUGAAUAAACCAGGUGUACACCAAUCCUUUUUUUUUUUUUUUUUAAAGCAAUGAUUUCCUUUGGUUUCCCGCAGUAUCUCCUUGCUGAGCCCCCUUCAUCCGUCCCUCCGGCAGCACUCAAGGCUAUAACCAGCCUGCCCGAUCCCAGGGCUCAUUUGAAUUUAAUUGGCUCUGGGACUUUCAGGUUGCGUCCAGCAGAGACGGUGCUUGAGCCUCACUGUGACCUCCCUGCAGCAGGAGGCCUUCCGAUUUAGUAGAAUUUUGUAUUUAAUAGGCACUGCUGGGCUUGAAAGAAGAAAUAAAGGACAAUUCCUGCCUGCUGUAGCAGGAAGGUCACCAAGUAAGACCAAUGACUGGCUUUACCGAGCUAGCUGUGGGAAACAAGAAGCUUGGAUGGUGCUUUAGUAACCCCUAAAAGCCUUACAGGAAAGCCAGAACCCGAUGGCAGGGAGGAGAGGGGUCAGAUUUGUAUGCGAUGUAAUUACAGGCGUUUUGCUUUUAUAUUUAGGACUUGAUGAAACAUUUGCCAUUUAUCUGCUGGAUUUAAAAGCUACAGCUUGUCCUGGUGCACAGAGUGGUUCAGAUGUUGCUUGACUUAACCGGUUCAUUGAAUGCUGGGGG